This is a messenger RNA of Thamnophis elegans (Western terrestrial garter snake), 5215 nucleotides long. RefSeq names its product TEA domain transcription factor 3 (gene TEAD3). Gene Ontology annotation, molecular function: RNA polymerase II cis-regulatory region sequence-specific DNA binding; DNA-binding transcription factor activity, RNA polymerase II-specific. Lineage: Eukaryota; Metazoa; Chordata; Lepidosauria; Squamata; Natricidae. Gene Ontology annotation, biological process: hippo signaling; positive regulation of transcription by RNA polymerase II; embryonic organ development. Gene Ontology annotation, cellular component: transcription regulator complex. The record is from RefSeq and is a predicted model, not a curated record.
CCUCCACCGAAGGAGGAGGAAGGUCUCCUCCUCCCCCAGCGACUGUGGUGGCGGAGGCUGUCCAUCUGCGACAAGGGCGGAGGCUGACUCCUAUUCUCCUUCCCUCCCUUCCCUCCUCCUCUUGCUCUCUUCCAAGUUUCUGCUCCUCCCUCCUUCUCACAAACUUUCCCGUCGCUCUUGCUCGGCUCCCGGCUCGCUCCUCUCGGCUGCGCGGCGGAUUCGCUUAGCCUGCCAGCCCGUCCCUUCGACCCUGCCCCGCUGCUCUGUCACGUCCACCCCGCGGACCGAACCGGACCUUCAAACAAGCGGCGGCAGCGGCGGCGGCGGCGGCGGGGGGGAUUGGCACCCACCGUUUCCCGGACGGAGGAUUUGAGCUGACGAAUUGCCUUUUGGGGCUCAGGGUCAGAGCCCAGAGCAGCCAUCACAAUAGCGUCCAACAGCUGGAACACCAGCGGCAGCCCUGGGGAGGGGCGAGAAGAUGGACAAGAAGGAAUGGACAAAAGUCUGGACAAUGAUGCCGAAGGAGUGUGGAGUCCAGACAUUGAACAGAGCUUCCAGGAGGCACUGGCAAUAUACCCGCCCUGUGGUCGGCGGAAGAUUAUCUCAGAUGAAGGCAAAAUGUAUGGACGCAAUGAACUGAUAGCAAGAUACAUCAAGCUACGGACAGGGAAGACAAGGACUAGAAAACAGGUCUCUAGCCACUUGCAGGUUCUAGCCAGACGGAAAUCUCGUGAGAUUCAGUCCAAGCUGAAGGCUAUGAACCUGGAUCAAGUCUCAAAGGACAAGGCUUUGCAGAGUAUGGCUUCAAUGUCUUCGGCACAGAUUGUGUCUGCUAGUGUCCUGCAGAACAAGCUGAGUCCUCCUCAUCCACUCCCUCAGGCUGUCUUCUCUGCUGCUCCCAGGUUUUGGAGUGGGCCUAUCCCAGGACAGUCUGGACCUUCUCAGGACAUUAAACCUUUUGCACAACCACCCUACCCCAUUCAGCCACCCAUGCCUCCAUCACUAGCCAGCUAUGAGCCCUUGGCUCCUCUUCCACCUUCUGCCUCAGCUGUGCCAGUCUGGCAGGACCGAACAAUUGCCUCUGCCAAGUUGCGGCUCCUUGAGUAUUCAGCAUUCAUGGAAGUACAGCGUGACCCUGAAACGUAUAGCAAACACCUUUUUGUGCAUAUCGGACAGACGAACCCCUCAUACAGUGACCCACUCCUGGAAGCAGUGGACAUACGCCAGAUUUAUGACAAGUUUCCUGAGAAAAAAGGUGGCCUGAAAGAACUUUAUGAAAGAGGACCCCAGAACUCCUUCUUCCUUGUCAAGUUUGGUCUUAGUCUUCCAGAAUGUUGGACCAAUUCCCAUCCAACAUUGAAGAAGGCUGAUAUAAUUGGGGGUGCGGAUCUGAACAGCACUAUACAGGAUGGUCCUGGUGCUUUUUAUGUAAGCAGUCAAUAUAGCAGUGCUGAAAACAUGACCAUCACAGUCUCCACUAAAGUGUGCUCCUUUGGAAAACAAGUUGUUGAAAAAGUGGAGACUGAAUUUGCUCGGAUGGAGAAUGGAAGAUGUGUCUAUCGAAUCCAUCGGUCUCCUAUGUGCGAAUAUAUGAUCAACUUCAUCCAUAAACUGAAACAUCUUCCAGAAAAAUACAUGAUGAAUAGUGUCCUGGAGAAUUUCACCAUCCUACAGGUUGUUACAAACAGAGAUACCCAGGAAACAUUACUUUGCAUAGCGUUUGUUUUCGAGGUAUCAACCAGUGAGCAUGGAGCUCAGCAUCAUGUGUACAAGUUGGUCAAAGACUAAAGGCCCCUCUGGGUUGACUGGACAAUUUAAAAAAGAGGGAGGAAAGAGAAGUCUUGUCAGAGAAGCCACCUCUAUAGGAUGCCUUGACACACAUCCUUUGAAAAUGAACAAAGAAAAAAUAUGCCAAAAAAAUGACUCAUACUCAGAUGUUUUCUACUUAGGAACAUUUUGAACAAACAAACAGAAAAAAGCAUUACAAGAAAGCAUAAAGUGAAAGGAGAAUUAUAUCUGGAGGCAGCAGGAAGAACUGAUCUUGGGGGCUAGAUCAUCAGUAUUUCAGGAGAUGUUGGUGCCAAGGUCUGGUACCUCUUGAUGCCUUCCCAGCAACAAAAUGCUAACAGCAUCUGGUGAAACGAGACUCUUGUUAAUAUCCAUAUGUGCCUAUGUUUUCCAUGCCAAAUUCCAGAUUCUGUCCUAGUGGCUUUGAUCUGCCGAGAACAAUGAACAUGGGCAGCUGAAGAUGCUUUUCUAAGAAAGGUGGGAAAUCUGAUGCUGCCUUUGAACCGAUCGAGUCCCUGAGGAAGAUAAUGAUUUUUUAAAAAGAAAAUAUCUCUUGAUUCACAAGUCUGUGUGCAGUGCCAAAAUAGGGUUGGGGCAACAUGGGGAGUUGUUGGUUAAUUAUAAGGAAAUAACGUUAUUCCCUUAAUACCCUGGGCAUUUUAAAAUGCAGGAUUGCUGCAUUUUCCCACUUCCUACCCAAGCUGAGAAGCUGGUGGAAGGCUUCUGCUGAUGAUUUAUGACAAAAAAGUGUGGCAAUUUUGUCCCAGAUGCUUGAAUAGAAGAUGAGUAUAGUAGUAUGAGCUUGUGGGAGGGGAAGAAGGCAAGGGUAUGGAUGUGCAAGAAAGAGAGAGAGUGGCUGACUGGCUGACUUGGGAAAAAAGAAUGAGAACCCCAGCAAGCAAAGGAAGGUCUUGUGGGAUAUUAUAAGUUAGAGUAUGUAUUAGAAGAAGGAGGGCACUGGGAGGAAAGCAAAUUGGGUAAUCAUGAAAUUAACAGUCUGACUAGGCUAGGGGGAUUGCAAGAUAGCUGUCUAAGGCAGUGUCUUUCAACCUUAACAACUUUUAAGAUUUGCAGACAGCUGGCGGGGGAAAUCUGGGAGUUGAAGUCCACACAUCUUAGAGUUGCCAAGGUUGAGAAACAUUGGUAAAUGGUCUAGGGAAAUGUUUGGGCUGGCUAAGGCUGAGUAAUUUGGACAUGUUUCCAUACGUCUGUGGGAAUUUAACAACUCUCAUAAGAAGCUAUUUUCUUAUGUUUUUACUUUUUUCUUCGUUUGUAUAUUUGCCUUGCCAAAACAUUAUGGGAAAAGCAUAGACCAAAGCAUUAUUCUGGUGAGGUAUUAAUUUUCUGCUUCUGUGCUAGUCACAGAAAAAGGGGCAGAAUAAUUGUCCAGAUACUUUUUACCCCCUCUGUAUUACGUAUCUUUCCCUAGCAAAUCCUUGCAGGGUUUGCUAGCAUCAAACUAAUUAAGGAGAUACUGAAAGACAAAAUGUAGUCCCACGUCACUUGAAAGCUGUAUUGUUUCUUGCUGAAAAUGCUGAUGUUUAAGUCUAAACACAGGCCUCUGGUUUUAAGCCUAGAGUUUAACAUAGUUGCCUUCUAAUUUAGAUUGGUGCUUUUAGGACUUCUGUUACAGAAAUAGCGUCAAUAUCAUCAUGCAUGGCAUCUACUGGACUGAGGCCCAGGAGAUUUCAACUAUACCCUGUCUUAACUAUUAGCACGUAGUUUUGAGUAGUAGAGGAUUUAACGGAAUGUAUGAUUUUUGCCUGUCCCUACCAUUGAGUCUCUAUCACUGAGCUUUUCCUAUCUUGUCCUACGGGUUUUUUUACUGAAACAAAAACCACCUCUUCUUGUCCAAUUCCUUCUGAUCAACCCAGCAAGACUAACCCCUAGACCAUUGACCUUUCCCAAAGCAAGUAGAAUUCUGAUGGAGGAACUCCCAAGCAGGUACUUGGGAAAGGGGCACACUAGAAGGUAAAGAUGUGAUUGUUGGAAAAGGGAGCACAGGAGGUUACUCCUUUCUAGAACAAUUUGGAAUGCACAGGUCAAAGCCUGCCACUAUUACAUUUUCAUGCUUGGGUAUCUGUCCCACUUUAAAUGGAUGUUUUUUAAGGUGCUGUAAAGGAGACAUUUCAUCACAAUGAAAUGUUAUUUUCCCCAUAGUAUUAUUAGCAUAUAGGAGGACAGCCCCCAAAGAGACUGUGAAAAGUAGAUGGGAAAUUUCAGAAUAAAAUAUGUUAAAACAGAUGAGUUGUGAAUUUAGUUCAUGGCACUGGGUCGCAUAAUAUUCAGGUUAAACUUCUGCCUUAACAUUGGUUAUUCCUUCUUUUUCAAGGGGUUUUGUGCUUUGGGGGUGUCGUUUUUGCCACUGUCUGUCUGUCUCUCUGUCUGAGAGGGUAGAUAGUAGUUUUGUUUUCGUAAAAUCAUGCUCUCUUUUUCAUAACUGACGUGGGCCUCAUUUUCACUAUUGGCCUGUAUGACCACUACAUUACUGAUCUAGUACCGUUUUCACUACCUGAAUUGUCAGCUUUUGCUGGAAGGACCAGAUACAAAGGCACUGGCUAAUUCAGUGUUUGAUCAGAAGAGUAAGAAUGUUCUUAAGAGCCUUUGGACUGUUGUUUGAGUGACACAUGCAACUCCAAGGUGGCAACAUAAGAAAAACUGACAGAGUCGUUUCCCAACCCUUUGAAGGAUGUUUUAAAUUCAAGUAAGAUUGUGUGUCGUCCCCCACCCCCAUAUUAAUUGAUUGUAAUUGAUUCCACCCAAGAACUUCUGGAUAACUCCAUGACAAUGUUAGAACAAACACUCCUUUCUGUAUUAAGGAGUUCCCAAGGUGAUCAUACUAAUGGAAUGGUACACAGAAAUGGAAUUUGUAGAGAACCAAGUCACAAUUUGCUCAGAACUGUGCCUUAUUUUGCAACAUGUUGUGUUCUGGAGAGAUGAGCAACAUAACAUGUGCUGAAAAUUCUUAUCAAGCCAUGCCAAGUGGAAAUUGUGCUUCUCCUUUCCUCCUUGCCUCAUGUUAAGUCUGCUCCACUGUCCUUGAUAAAUUGAAUGUUCCAAGCACAACCUCAUGUGUUUUUGGGCAAACUGGGUCACUGUGAUGUCACAAUCUUCAGUCCUAAAUGUUAUCCUUAGGAAGAAUUGACUGGACAGUAAAUGCCAGCUUUGACAUUCAGGUACGUUUUGAGAUUCCUCAAGCCUUUGGGGAAAGAGGUACAGCAUCCUUGGUAUAAAAUAAUAGCUAUUACAGCUAUUAAUAUGGGAGAAGGCAAAAUCAAUAGAGCCUGGGAUGUUGAAUUCCUUUUGUUUCAGCCCUCAGCAUCUAUAAGGACAGGAGUGCUGGCUGAUUUAUAUGUAGCAUUUUUCAUUCCUAAAUGAAAAAUUCUAGGAAUUAAGAUUAAACUUUCCCUAUUCUCAUUAGUUCAUG